Molecule: messenger RNA, 1143 nt
Organism: Caenorhabditis remanei
Lineage: Eukaryota; Metazoa; Nematoda; Chromadorea; Rhabditida; Rhabditidae
Exons: 4
Coding region: 1-1143 (380 amino acids)
Biological process (GO): L-selenocysteine biosynthetic process
Cellular component (GO): cytoplasm
Molecular function (GO): selenide, water dikinase activity; ATP binding
Source: RefSeq, a predicted model, not a curated record
AUGACAACCAUCAAUCGUGUCGAACGCAUUGUGGAGGGAUUCGAUCCAGUGAAAAAUGGACUCGACGACGAUUUUGUGUUGACCAAGUUGACUGCAAUGAAGGGUUGCGGAUGUAAAGUUCCGAGAGACGUUCUUCUUCAAUUGUUGCAGACAUUCAAGACGGAUUUAGUCAUAAACAACGAUGAAGUUGAUAUUGGUCUCGAUAGCUGUGUUAUUCCACUUCGUCAUCCAGGUCUACGCCUUGUUCAAACUACCGAUUUCUUCUAUCCGCUUGUUGAUGACCCGUAUAUCAUGGGCCGUAUAACAUGCGCGAAUGUUCUCUCAGAUUUGUACGCCAUGGGAGUUUCAGAAUGUGAUAAUAUGCUAAUGCUUCUGGGAGUUGCUGUAGAACUGAAUGAACUUCAAAGAGACAUCAUUGUUCGUCUUUUUAUUCAAGGAUUCAAGGAUGCUGCAGAUGAAGCCAAUACAAAAAUUCGUGGUGGUCAGACAGUUCGAUGCCCCUGGUUGCUUCUUGGGGGUGUUGCAACUUCGGUUGUUCAUGAAUCAGAGAUCAUCAAAGUAGAUAGAGCGAUUCCUGGAGAUGUUCUUGUUCUAACGAAACCAAUCGGAGGACAAGUUGCAGUGAAUUCAUACGAAUGGAUCAAAAAGAAUAAUGGAAAGAUUGAAGAAUUGGGUCUCGAUACAGCUAAAAUUAAAAAAGCAUUCAAACAAGCAUGUGAACAAAUGAGUCGAUUAAAUAGAAAUGCUGCGAAACUUCUUCAUAAACACGAAGCUCACUCAUCAACAGAUGUUACUGGUUUCGGAUUACUCGGGCAUGCUGAAAACCUGUCUCGUGUUCAAAAACAACCGGUUGAGUUUUUGAUUGAAGAGCUUCCAAUAAUUGAAUAUAUGAAUGAAAUCGUUGAUCGAAUGAUUGAGACAGGAGGGGAAGGAUUCCGUUUAUAUGAAGGCCGUUCUGCUGAAACAAGUGGAGGACUCCUUAUUGCAAUGUCAGAAGAAAACGCGAAGAAUUAUAUCGCUGAACUCUCUUCUCUGGAUAAUGCUCCCGCAUGGAUUGUUGGUCGAGUUCUUGAGAAAACAGGAGAAAGUAUUGCCCGUAUCGUUCCAAAUGCUGCCCGCCGAUCUAUUACUUCUUCUUUUUAA